UUUUCAAUAAUACAUAUUACAAAAUCUCAAAUGUUGACAUUUCCAAGUUUUUCGUUCUUAACGUGACACAUCCGCAUUUUGUUCCAGUGUAUUUAUUACCAGAUUUGACUUUUGUAAUUAAAGCCACAUGGCUGUUCUCUGGAGUUUUACAACAUUCGCCACUCUUGCAAUAUAUUUUACGGCACACUUCGCUCUUGCCGCACCGCCACCUAAGGCCCCCAACCCUUUGCUCCCUGACUUUAACUGGGGACCAAUGGGAUUUUGCGCGUAUGGAAAUAAUGCUCUGUGUGGUCCCAGUGACAAGGCAGGCUUCUUCAAGAACCAACAGGGCGGUUUUUGGGUCUACUGCUGCCCAGGCUACUACUGUUAUCCCGAUGAUAAAACAGUCAAAAGAAACCACAUGGGGCCGGACUUCCACUGCGUGCCGUCAGGCACACAGAAAGAAAUUGCAAAACCUACAAGACCUACAAGACCUACAAGACGACCAAGGAACUGACGGUACGGAGGCGUGUGUCUUGGAAUGGAAAUUACCUACCCAGUGUAACGCGCGAAAUGUUUAAAAAUCUGUCAAUGAAUUAUAUUCCAUCA
Messenger RNA from Homalodisca vitripennis (glassy-winged sharpshooter), 588 nucleotides. RefSeq lists its product as uncharacterized. NCBI's taxonomy places the organism in Eukaryota, Metazoa, Arthropoda, Insecta, Hemiptera, Cicadellidae. The transcript has 2 exons. The record is from RefSeq and is a predicted model, not a curated record. The coding region runs from base 128 to 496 and encodes 122 amino acids.